AUGUCUUUGAUUUCAGCUACAUCGUGGGUUCCUAAAGGCUUUGCGUCUCAGCUGCCUGUCAAAUACGACUUUGAUGACGAGGAAAUGGACCGCCUUGCAGGUCUUGCUCGUCUUCAGCUCGAAGAGGCUCAGGACGAGCUUGAAGAAGAAGAAGAAGAGAUUGCCGAGACCAGCAACAAGGAGAAGAUUUCUACACUGAAGAAGGACGAAGAAGAUGGAGAUCUUGCUUUGGACGAAGAUUUGAAGGAAUACGAUCUGGAGCAUUAUGAUGAUGAUGAUGAUGAUGCAAACAAGGAGGACGAUGGCGAGGGCAUGGCUAUGUUUAGCAACAUUAAGAACCUUGUUUAUCAUGCAAAUGGUGAGGAUGAUCCAUACAUUACACUUCCCAGCAAGGAAGAAGAAGAAGAGGAGCGCCGCGAGUGGGAAAUCUACCCCACCGACAAUUUGAUUUUGGCAACCAAGACUGAAGAAGAAGUCUCGACACUUGAGGUUUACGUUUACGACGAUAAGGCUUUGGACGGCGGCGAUGAGGAUGAUGAGGAUGAGGAUGGACGCCAUGAUUCGAAUCUGUACAUUCACCACGACAUUAUGCUGCCGUCAUUCCCCCUGUGUGUGGAGUGGCUGGAUUUCCGCGUGGGCAAGGCACGUGAGGGCCAUGUUGGACCUGACGGUGUUGUUGCACCUGGUAACUUUGCUGCGGUGGGCACAUUUGAGCCUGAAAUUGAGCUGUGGAAUGUUGAUGCCGUGGAUUCACCUCUACCUGAUAUGAUUUUGGGAGCCAAGCCGGAUGAUGACAACACUGUACUGACUGAUGCCGAUAAGCAACUCAAGAAGAAGAAGAAGAAGAAAGCUAUUAAGAAGAAGAUUAACGACCAGUACCAUAUUGACGCCGUGCUUGCGCUGGCAGCAAACCGUGUGCACCGCAACCUGCUUGUUUCUGGUUCCGCAGACACGACUGUGAAGCUGUGGGAUUUGAACGAGGGUGUUUGCGCGCGGAGUUUGCAGCUUCAUGACGACAAGGUUUCAUCUGUGCGUUGGAACCCUGAACAAGGCACUGUUUUGCUUUCUGGUGGGUUUGACCGACGUGCGGUUGUGAGUGACCUGCGUGCAGCUGGGUCUGAGUCUGCCCGUCGUUCGUGGUCUGUUGAAUCUGAUAUUGAAGGCGUUAAGUGGGACCGAGAUGGUGUACAUUUCUACGUGGGCACAGAAAGCGGUAUUGUACACAAGUUUGAUGCGCGUGUUGCAGACAAGAGUGUGUGGAAGCUACAGGCACACGAUUCUGAGGUUAGCACAUUUGACGUGAACCCUCACGUGGAUGGGUUUAUGGUGACAGGAUCUUCGGACAAGACCAUCAAACUGUGGGACUUGAGCAGUGCGACAGAGGGUGGCAAGGGCCCGUCAAUGAUUUUGUCGCGUGACUUGGAUGUAGGCAAGGUGUUUAGUGUUGGGUUUGCUCCUGACCGCGAGGUGCUUGGACAUAUUGUUGUUGCAGGUGCGAGCGGUAAGCUCAAGGUGUGGGAUUCUCUGAGUAACCGGACAGUGUAUGAGCGAAUUGGUCGCAAGUACAAUGUUCAGCAGCGUAAGAAGGAGAAGCUUGCAGAGGCUGAGGAAGAUGAUGAAGAGGAAGAGGAAGAUGAUGAUGAUGAGUUUGCUGGUAACAGCAGCGAUGAGGAUGUUUAA
Messenger RNA from Magnusiomyces paraingens, 1680 nucleotides. RefSeq lists its product as uncharacterized. Gene Ontology annotation, molecular function: protein binding. Gene Ontology annotation, cellular component: nucleus. The coding region runs from base 1 to 1680 and encodes 559 amino acids. Gene Ontology annotation, biological process: rRNA processing. NCBI's taxonomy places the organism in Eukaryota, Fungi, Ascomycota, Dipodascomycetes, Dipodascales, Dipodascaceae. The record is from RefSeq and is a predicted model, not a curated record. The transcript is spliced from 2 exons.